AUGGCUUCCUCGUCGACAGGAGUGAAUGUCCUCCGAUGGGGCGCACUGGUCUUCGGCGUCUUUUACGGCUUCUCACACCAGCAAGCCAUCAGUUCGAGAGACAAGGCCGCAGCAGCGCAGCACGAAUGGGAUCGCAAGCAGAACCUCAUAAACGAGGCGAAGAAGCAGUUUGCGGAGAAGCACUCCUCAAAGAAGAGCGGUGAUGGCGUGAUAACAAAUCCAGAGGACCCCAAGUUCGACCUCGAAGCGUACUUCAAGAAACUUGAAAGCUCUUGA
Molecule: messenger RNA, 276 nt
Organism: Fulvia fulva
Lineage: Eukaryota; Fungi; Ascomycota; Dothideomycetes; Mycosphaerellales; Mycosphaerellaceae
Product: ATP synthase subunit e, mitochondrial
Exons: 3
Coding region: 1-276 (91 amino acids)
Biological process (GO): proton motive force-driven ATP synthesis
Molecular function (GO): proton transmembrane transporter activity
Source: RefSeq, a predicted model, not a curated record